Molecule: messenger RNA, 3064 nt
Organism: Mizuhopecten yessoensis (Yesso scallop)
Lineage: Eukaryota; Metazoa; Mollusca; Bivalvia; Pectinida; Pectinidae
Exons: 6
Coding region: 26-487 (153 amino acids)
Source: RefSeq, a predicted model, not a curated record
CCUUAUCACAUGACGUUGUUUCAACAUGGCGGACCAGGUCACCAGCACGGAAUCCAACGCUAUAUACCAUGAAGUUCCUCCAACAAUUACCUUCCUUCUCCGGUUCUGUAACGUAAUAAUGGCGCUGAUGAUAGUGAUAUCGUUUACCAUGUGCCUGGUAGAAGGACACCGAAACCAAACAUUUUACUUACUGGCCUGCAACACUGUUAUAAGCGCGCUCGUUGGAGUAGUUGUGAACUGGUGGUACAGAGGAGGCGACUUGGGUUCAGAUAAAUACUGGUAUAUUUUCAUUGUGGCUGCCGUGAUAACAUUCCAGUGUAUAACAACAGACGUAUACCUUUUCAAAUCCACACCAACUGACGACACGAAUAUCCACCCGGCUUCUGUAAGGACAACACCCAGACCAAUUAACAGAUCUACGAUUACAGCUGCCACAAUACAGAGCCUGUUCGACUUCAACACACCCAACCCCUUGUCUAAGACAUGAACUUGGUGUUUUCUUGGACAUGAUCUCUGUAUAUCUAGAGCGGGUUUACGGGCUUCAGUAACAUUCCCUCUCCAUAAACUUUAGUCAUCACCCACGAACCUAAAUGAUCAACUACUCCAUUAUCACAGCCAAAACCUUGACAAAUCAAUCAUUUCAACGCCAAAGUCAUCGCAAACGACUAACCAACCUGUCCAUACCUAUAUCCAUUACCGUUACAGGGCAAACUGUCCAUACCUAUAUCCAUUACCGUUACAAGGCAAACUGUCCAUUCCUAUAUCCAUUACCGUUACAAGGCAACCUGUCCGUACCUAUAUCCAUUCCCGUUACAAGGCAACCUGUCCAUACCUAUAUCCAUUACCGUUUCAAGGCAACCUGUCCAUACCUAUAUCCAUUACCCUUACAAGGCAACCUGUCCAUACCUAUAUCCAUUACCGUUACAAGGCAACCUGUCCAUCUCCACAGCAAACACCCUGACUAGCAAACCAGUUUAGCGCCGAAGUCAUCGCGACGGGCUAGCCAAUAGUCUACACCUACAGCCAUUAGUCCGAUGCAACUAGUUCAUAGCUGCAAUAAUCGGCCUGAAUAUGCAACCAGUCCGUCUCCAGAGCUAACAACCUGAUAAACAAACCACUUCAGAACCAACGCCAUUGCACCUACCUUGUCAACCUGUCCAUAAAUAAAGCCAUUGCACCUACCUUGUCAACCUGGUGUCCAUAACUAAAGCCAACAACCAUACAAGUAACAAGUGCAUCUCCACAGUCAACGUGAUGACUAGCAAAACAGUUCACUUCAACAGCCAUAAUCAAACAAGUCCAGUCAACUAGCCCAUAUCUAAAGUCAUCGCCCCUGAAUAACAACCUGGCUAUCCAUCCUGUCCGUCUCCCAGACUAGCAAACCAGUUCAUCUCCACAGCAAUUGACAUUCAAUAACCAACAAGUCCAUAACCACAGCCAAUAUAUUAACCAGUCAAAAAAGUUUGUCACCACUAGUUAACAGAGCAAACACCCUGGCUAUCUAACCAGUCAGCCUCCACAACCAACCAAUCUGACCUAUCAAAAAUUCAAAAACCACGAGCAGCAUCCUGGCUAGCCAUCCUAUCCACCUCCACCAAUAAGCUACCCCUACAGAAAUGAGAGGUAUCUACCAAAUAUUUGUGGCAAUGUUGCAGUAACCAUUUGCUGCAAAUUUACUGCAAAGAAUUUUUGGUGAUGAACAGGUUCUUGCAACUUUGGCACAAAGUUGAUGCAAACAAAAGUUGCUUGCAGAAAUUUGCAGCAAUGUCAUAAAUGUUUGCAGCUAGCUGCAAGAACCUGUAAACUUCUUGGAAAACAAAAUGGUUUGCCACAAAUUUGCUUCCAACUUAACUUUUCUGUAAAGGUAUCUUUUCUAUAACCAUAGUCAUCACCAUGGCAAUCAAUACACCUCCACAACCACCGUCAUACAGCCAUCACAGUGAUAAAUAAACAGGUCUACGAUCUGUCAAUUGAGUCCCUGGUGGAGUUCUUUAAUGCCUUGCCCUUCCACUAAGACAUACCAAGCAGCUAAAAUAACAUUACAUUUCUGUACGAGUUUUGUUUGUUUUAUUGUGCUUUUUAAAAGUUUCUCAGUCAAAUGCUUUCUACAUCGCCCACACCAGGAAUUCGGUUUUUGGAUUGGCGACACCUCCGGAUUCCCAGUCCUUGCUGUGAACGUUUAUUUCUUAGUGUCAUAAUAAUUCAAUAUUUCAACUCUUAUUUGUCUCACUACAUGUAUAAAUGUACAAAUAUAAUUUCCUUUUGAAGGUUUCUUGGGUUGGUUGUAUAAAUGUUAUUAAAUAAUUUACAGAAAACAACUGAGCUGAUUUUUAGAAUUUAAUUUUGUCCAUUACAUUGUACAACUUAAAAAUCAUUUAUUUCAUUGAUAACUUUUGAAAAAUGACUGGUAUUAACUAUUUUAGUCUUUUACACAUCUGCAUUAAAUAUAUUUGUGGGAAUUAUUUAUCAUAAUUUAUAAAAACAAAAUGCGAUUUUUUUUGUAUAGUUUGUGCAAUAUAGCACUGUAUAAAGCCAGUUUCCUCUUGGUCCCCUGCGUGCAUCAGAGGGCAGGUAACAGUAAGUUCUAAAUUCGGAUUUUCAAGAGAUCUGUAGACAAAUUGAAAAAGAUGUUUAGAUCCCAUCAUGACAAAGCUGUGCUACUUAUAUCCUGAUUGUGUUCUUAUUAACAAACUGUAUUAGUUUAUUCAACAAAUGUGCAAUAAUAUCAAUUUACCAAGAGGAUAUGUAAUACAAAUAUCUUUUAUCAUCAUCAUCAUCAUGAAAUCAUCAUCAUCAUCAUCAUCAUCUUGAACAGAAACGUUAGUUAACUCCUACACAUGUGCUGCUCCAGUGACAUAGAUUGUAAAUCUUUUUAAUAUUAAUGAAUUUGAAUAUUUCUUUAGUCGUAUGAAAUAUACUACCUAAUGUUAAAAUCCAGAUCAAAGGAGGAUCAUGAAAAAAAAAGAUCCAUUAGAACAUAUGAAGACAAAGCACUGUUAAUAAUUUUUACUAUUCUGUAUUUAAUACAUGUAAUUUAUUUCAUUAAAUGUUAAAUACAAAAGUU